Populus euphratica (Euphrates poplar) is the source of this 624-nucleotide messenger RNA. RefSeq lists its product as uncharacterized. Lineage: Eukaryota; Viridiplantae; Streptophyta; Magnoliopsida; Malpighiales; Salicaceae. The transcript has a single exon. The coding region runs from base 1 to 624 and encodes 207 amino acids. The record is from RefSeq and is a predicted model, not a curated record.
AUGAGUGAGGAUAAGAGCCUGACGAAGAUCCCUCAUUUCGAUGGUCAACAUUAUGAUCAUUGGAGUGAGUUGAUGGAAAAUUUGCUGCGAGCAAAAGGACUAUGGAGUCUUGUGGAAAUCGGUAUUCAGGAGCCGAUUAUUGGGAGUGCAUUGAGCACCACGCAACAGGCACAACAUGAUGAUACAAAGAUGAAAGAUCAUCAAGUGAAACACUAUCUAUAUCAAGCAAUAGAUAGGGUUACAUUUGAACAGAUCUUAGACAGGCGCACUUCAAAGAUCGUGUGGGAUUCCUUGAAGAGCAAGUUUGGAGGAAAUGCAAAAGUGAAGAAAUCUCUUCUCAACACACUGAGAAGAGACUUUGAGAUUUUGCAGAUGAAGCAAAGUGAGUCCAUCACCGAAUACUUUGCUAAAGUGACCUCAGUGGCUAACCAAAUGAGGAGUAAUGAGGAAACUAUGCAAGACACAAAGGUAGUCGAAAAGGUACUUAGAACCCUGACAGAAAUGUUUACUUAUGUGGUGGUUUCGAUAGAAGAAUCCAAGGAUGUGAGCACAAUGACAAUUGAUGAAUUGCAAAGUUCUCUUGUCGUGCAUGAAGCCAAGUUCAAGAGGUUGGAUAAAACUUGA